AUCAGUCGCCCAAGCUCUUGUCCGUGGAGAAUCUGUAGCAGCUGAGGCGUACGAACAUGUGACCAUCUACUUCAGCGACAUCUGUGGGUUCACUGCGUUGUCCGCGGUUAUUGAUCUGUUGAACGACCUCUACACGACGUUCGAUUCCAUCAUCGAAAACUUUGAUGUCUAUAAAGUUGAAACCAUAGGAGAUGCUUACAUGGUGGUGUCAGGACUUCCGGUGAGGAACGGUAAUAUUCAUGCCCGGGAAAUUGCCCGGAUGUCGCUUUCCCUGCUAGAUGCUGUUCUAUCUUUUAAAAUUCGCCAUCGACCUGAACAACAGAUGAAACUGCGGAUUGGCAUUCAUUCAGGGUCAGUGUGUGCUGGUGUCGUGGGUCACAAGAUGCCGAGGUAUUGCCUGUUUGGGGAUACUGUCAACACGGCCUCCAGGAUGGAGUCUAAUGGAUUACCAUUGAAAAUCCACGUCAGUCCACAGACGAAAGAAGCGUUGGAAGUAUUUGAAACCUUUGACCUUGAACUAAGAGGAGAAGUCGAGAUGAAGGGCAAGGGAGCCGUAACCACAUAUUGGCUACAGGGCGAAACACCUGCAUCAGAUCCGCUGAAGAAGCCAGUUCAUCAGAACUCAAUAUCCUGA
Messenger RNA from Haliotis rubra (blacklip abalone), 634 nucleotides. Its product is annotated as atrial natriuretic peptide receptor 1-like. Gene Ontology annotation, biological process: intracellular signal transduction; cGMP biosynthetic process; receptor guanylyl cyclase signaling pathway. The transcript is spliced from 6 exons. The annotation marks the transcript as partial. NCBI's taxonomy places the organism in Eukaryota, Metazoa, Mollusca, Gastropoda, Lepetellida, Haliotidae. Gene Ontology annotation, molecular function: guanylate cyclase activity; peptide receptor activity. The record is from RefSeq and is a predicted model, not a curated record.